UCACUCUCCUUCUAAUUCCUCUCCUUUCCCUCAUCUUCCCUUUUCAAAUUUAACCAAAAUAAAUAAAUAAAUAAUAUUAAUAAUAUUAAUAAUCAUAAAUUAUAAACCAAACCAUGCAUGUCGUGACAUCCACGCCGGAAUCCCGACACGACGGCGCUCCAUUAGUGUUCGACGCCUCGGUUCUCCGACACCAACACAACAUUCCGAAGCAGUUCAUAUGGCCCGACGAGGAGAAGCCGGCUACCACCUGCCCGGAGCUGGAAGUCCCAUUGAUCGACUUGUCGGGAUUUCUCUCCGGCGAGAAAGAUGCGGCGGCGGAGGCUGUUCGACUUGUCGGCGAGGCUUGUGAGAAACAUGGGUUUUUUCUGGUGGUGAACCAUGGCGUGGACAGGAAAUUGAUCGGUGAGGCUCAUAAGUAUAUGGAUGAGUUCUUUGAAUUGCCGCUUUGCCAAAAACAGAGCGCUCAGAGGAAGGCCGGUGAGCACUGUGGGUAUGCCAGCAGCUUCACCGGUCGUUUCUCUUCCAAAUUGCCUUGGAAAGAGACCCUUUCAUUUCGAUUCUCCGCCGAUGAAUCCUUCAAUAAUCUUGUUCUUCAUUACCUUCAUGACAAGCUCGGUGACCAAUUCGCCAAAUUUGGUAGGGUUUACCAAGAGUAUUGUGAAGCAAUGAGUGGGCUGUCCUUGGGCAUAAUGGAGCUAUUGGGGAAGAGCCUUGGAGUAGAAGAACAAUACUUCAAAAACUUCUUCAAAGACAAUGAUUCCAUAAUGAGAUUGAACUUCUACCCGCCAUGCCAAAAGCCCCAUCUCACCUUAGGCACUGGCCCUCACUGCGACCCAACCUCCUUGACCAUCCUCCACCAAGACCAAGUCGGUGGCUUACAAGUGUUCGUCGACAACCAAUGGAGACUCAUCACCCCCAACUUCGACGCUUUCGUCGUCAACAUCGGCGACACAUUCAUGGCGCUAUCGAAUGGGAGAUACAAGAGCUGCUUGCAUAGAGCGGUGGUGAAUAGCGAAAGAACAAGGAAAUCUUUGGCGUUCUUUUUGUGUCCAAGAAAUGAUAAAGUGGUGAGGCCACCAAGGGAGUUGGUGGACACUCAGAACCCACGAAGAUAUCCAGAUUUUACGUGGUCGAUGCUCCUCCGGUUCACUCAGACCCAUUACCGAGCCGAUAUGAAAACCCUCGAAGCUUUCUCGGCUUGGCUUCAACAACAACAACAAGAACAACAACAAGAACAACAAGAACAGCAAUUUAAUAUUUAAUUUUAACAACACUUUUCCUCGCCUGAGGAAAAUCGUUUCUAUUUUCUUUCUUUUUCUUUCAAUCGAAAGACAAAGGAAAAGUUG
Messenger RNA from Cucurbita pepo subsp. pepo (vegetable marrow), 1346 nucleotides. The record is from RefSeq and is a predicted model, not a curated record. Lineage: Eukaryota; Viridiplantae; Streptophyta; Magnoliopsida; Cucurbitales; Cucurbitaceae.